This is a messenger RNA of Onychostoma macrolepis, 3161 nucleotides long. It is a transcript of the gene mfge8b, whose product is annotated as milk fat globule EGF and factor V/VIII domain containing b. The transcript is spliced from 10 exons. The record is from RefSeq and is a predicted model, not a curated record. NCBI's taxonomy places the organism in Eukaryota, Metazoa, Chordata, Actinopteri, Cypriniformes, Cyprinidae. The coding region runs from base 94 to 1533 and encodes 479 amino acids. Gene Ontology annotation, molecular function: calcium ion binding.
CCUCUCUCGCCUCUAAUCUUGCCUGUAGUCAUAACGGCGAACGGAUUCACACCGAAAGACUCCUGAGACCGACGAGAAGUUCACCGAGGCACCAUGAGAACUUUCUCAAGCUUGUUUGUUAGUUUGCCACUUUUUGCGGCGUGUCUUCUUGCUGUUUCAGUCUCCACUGCGAGCGCUGACAGCUGUGAAGUAAAUGUGUGCUUGAAUGGAGGAACCUGUGUGACCGAAGCAGGAAAAGAUCCCUUUAAAUGCAUUUGUGCUGAAGGAUUCACUGGACCCACCUGCAACGAGACCGAUUUUGGGCCCUGCAACCCUAACCCUUGUAAAAAUGAUGGCUUCUGUGAAAUCGUCGCCAACUCCCGAAGAGGAGACGUCUUCAGUGAAUAUGUCUGCAAGUGUCCAAUAGGCUUCGAUGGAAUCCACUGCCAGAACAAUGUGAAUGACUGUGCCGGCCAGCCCUGUCAGAAUGGAGGCACCUGUCGAGAUCUUGAUGGCGAUUUCACCUGUAAAUGCCCCUCACCCUAUGUGGGAAAGCACUGCAAUCUGCGAUGCAUCUCUCUGCUGGGAAUGGAAGGAGGAGGCAUCGCUGAGUCUCAGAUUUCUGCCUCUUCCGUGUACUACGGCAUUCUGGGACUGCAGCGCUGGGGGCCUGAAUUGGCCCGACUGAAUAACAAGGGACUCGUUAAUGCUUGGACCUCUGCGACACACGACAAGAACCCCUGGAUUGAGAUCAACCUGCAGAGGAAGAUGCGUUUCACUGGCAUCAUUACCCAGGGUGCCAGUCGCAUGGGCACAGCCGAGUUCAUCAAAGCCUUCAAGGUGGCGUCCAGUUUGGAUGGGCGAACCUUCACUGUGUACAGACCUGAGGGCCAGAGCAAAGAUGUGAUCUUUGUUGGUAAUAUGGACAAUGAUGGGACAAAGACUAAUUUGUUUGACCCUCCAAUCAUAGCUCAGUACAUACGAAUCAUUCCUGUUGUAUGCCGUAAAGGAUGUACACUGAGACUGGAGCUGGUGGGCUGUGAACUCAAUGUGUAUUUGAACACGACAGGUUGCUCCGAGCCGCUAGGUAUCAAGUCACGGCUGAUCGAUGACAGACAGAUGACAGCUUCCAGCACUUUCCGCACCUGGGGGAUCGAGUCGUUCACCUGGCACCCGCAUUACGCUCGUCUGGACAAGCAGGGCAAGACCAACGCCUGGACAGCAGCCACCAAUAACCGCUCCGAGUGGCUGCAGGUGGACCUGCUCAGACCAAAGCGCAUCACAGGGAUCAUCACGCAAGGGGCCAAAGACUUUGGCAACGUGCAGUUUGUGUCCGCCUUUAAAGUGGCUCACAGUGAUGAUGGCAAGUACUGGACCAUACUCAAAGACGACAAGACAAAAACAGAUAAGAUUUUCCCUGGCAACAGCGACAACAACGUGCACAAAAAGAACGUGUUCGAGCCCCCCUUCUACGCACGAUUCGUCCGCAUCCUGCCGUGGGCGUGGCAUGAACACAUUACCCUGCGAAUGGAGCUGCUGGGCUGCGAUGAGUAGAACUCCUCCCUCUCCAUCUCUCUCACUAUCUCUCUCCUUCUCCUCUUUUAUACUUCCCUCCAUUCCUUCUUCCCUCAACCACGCCUGCACUGCCUCACUCUUAGCAACAGAGGGCACCAUCGCCACACCACCCUGCACAGCUGGGGACCCAUGUCACAGCAGCCAGCAGCAAAUGAAGCUCAAACCCACAGCGUGACGCGUUUAGCAUUAAAUAUUUUGUACUAACCAUAGUCUGAUGCAGUGGCCAUUUGAAGAUGAAGUCAAUGCUAAUAUAUAUUAAUGUUAAUUUACCCUAGAUGACCAUAUUAGAAAAUAGCUUAAGUUUUUAUAAUUUUAUUGUGUUACAAAUGAGUUGUAACAAUUUUAUUUCUUUUUCUGUCAAAUAAGACUCAAACUCAAUUACAAUCAAUUGGAAAAAAGACUGUACAUACUAAAUAAGUCACAAUUUAUUUAUUUACACAGGAAUCAGUGUGUUAGGUUGGUUGUAAAUGCAGUCAAGCUGUUUUAUAUCGUAUCUUAUGAAGUAGUUUAAAUUAGCAAGUGACGAAGUCACAAAAUAUGGUUGUGCUUUAUGCUAAUUUGUAUAUUAUGUAAUGAAAGUAGCCAUUUAAUCAUUUGUUUCUUGUAUAAAAUAUUUGGUUUAAGUCAAUUACAUUUUUUUUAAAUAGGCUAAUGCAUUUUUUAUAGCCUCAUCAAACCUAAAUAUAAAAUGUGACAGUCAAUCAUUUAUUAUUAUUUGAUCACUUUUGUUUAAUUUGAAUGGCCAUGGAUCUCAGGUGCAGUUUAAUCAUUUGCAGUGUGCUACUGAAUUUAUUAUUAUUUUUUUUAUUUUAUUCCAGCAUAAUUCUGUAAUAAACCACCUUUUUAUGGUACAAAAAUACUUAAAAGCCAAAGUGGUCUCAUGUUUUUCUUAUUAUGAUGUCAGCAAAUGUGUAAUAUAUUUUUUUAAAUGUGGCCACACUUGCAUUAUAAGCUGUGACGCACCCUGUCACAAGCUUGGUCGCAUAAUGAGAUUCAGGAUGGGUGCAAAUCUAAUUUAGAAUAAUUUUUACGGUGGCACUGAAUCUCUGAUAUGACCAUCCAAUCUACAUAAUGUUUUCAAAAUGAUGCAUUGUGACCCCCCACCCCAACCCAUCCACUCGAAUAAAUUUACAAUUUUGGGCUUGUGCAAUAUGAUAUGAGUAUUAAUAUGAAUUAAUAUUAAUAGAGCUUUAGGAGAAAAUAUAUGGGCAGUAUUUCUCUGAGAGAUUUUCUGAGAAGAAUUGAAGUGGUAUUCAAGGUAACAAACACUGAAGAAUAUUAUAAUAAUCCAGCAUGAUUUCUGCAUUUAGGCUGCAUGCGUUUUGAUUUUCUUUGGUAUGAAUUCUGUACUGAUGUUAGCAUUUGAUUUUUCUCGGAGAGUUGUUUUCAUUGCAGUAAAGAAACAUUGACAUUGUAAUUUCUUUUCAGUGUGCUCUUAAAAUUUUUGUCUUUUGUAAUUUUUUUUAAUGCCUCAUACUGUAGCACUCUUCUUGUGUUCAGAUUGUUUAGACUAGAUGCCUUUCCUUAGUAUUUCUUGAAAUAUUUUCCUCAUGUUUUCAACUGUAGAAACAAAUAAAGAAUAUAAUAGAUACUUAUGGACUAUCAAG